This is a messenger RNA of Miscanthus lutarioriparius, 720 nucleotides long. The record is from the annotation of a GenBank genome assembly. Lineage: Eukaryota; Viridiplantae; Streptophyta; Magnoliopsida; Poales; Poaceae.
AUGGACGAUGGAGCUGACCUCCCCUACCAAUUGCUCUUCUCCCACCCGGAGAUGCCUGACAGCUUCGACGAGUUCUUCAACAGCGCCACGACGACCUGCACCCACACGCACAACUGCAACCCUCCCGGCCCCUCGGUCGCCAUGCACACCCACACGUGCCUGCACACGCACACCCAGGUCCUCGGCAGCGGCGGGGAGGACGACGACGCCAGGGAGGAGGACUCGACGAAGCCGCGGAAACCUCUGGGGAACAGGGAAGCCGUGCGUAAGUACCGGGAGAAGAAGAAGGCGCACGCCGCCUGCUUGGAAGAGGAGGUCAAGAAGCUCCGGGCGGCCAACCAGCAGCUCCUGAGGCGGCUGCAGGGCCAUGCAGCUCUGGAGGCAGAGGUGGUGAGGCUCAGGAGCCUCCUGCUCGAUGUCCGGGGCAAGAUCGACGCCGAGGUCGGCGUGUUCCCGUUCAGAAGCCGUGCAGUGUGGGCUCUGUGGCGUGUGCUGAUCCAGCUCUUUGCUUCAAUGGCAACUCGGAGUGUGUAUAUAGGGUACAGAAUACUUACAUAUGACUAUAUGAGCAUUGAAGAAAUCGAAAAUGCAAAAUUAUACUGCAGAACAUUGAGGACAUUUUUUGCCCAGGUUUUUCUGAAAUACCACGGACCUAAUCAUUUGGCAAGGUUGUGGUGUGCAUACUGUGUUGAGCUUUCAGGGCUGUCUGAACCAACUUGA